GGCCGGUUACAACUUACAAUAUUAUUACUCUGACUUUAGGAUCCCCGGGCCUGAUGCCUUUUUAUUUACUGAUCUGACUCGUCUCCUUUGCUGUUGAAAGAAAGAGUCGCUGAGCUGAAGCGUUGGUUUAGAGAAAAAGGUGACAGGAGAAAAUGGCUGCUUUAGUAGAACCGACCCAAUCUCAGUUCAUGACCGGCACCGGUAAUCGGAGCCUCCCCAGUGAGCCACUCAUUGAAUACGACCAGAUUGUCGUUGCUGAUAAGACGAGCUGGAAAAACUUCUUUGCAUAUUUGGGUCCAGGCUUCCUUGUUUGUAUAGCUUACAUUGACCCAGGAAACUUUCAGACAGACCUACAGGCCGGGGCCCAAUACAAAUAUGGGUUACUGUGGAUCAUACUAUUGGCAUCAUUUGCAGCCCUUCUAAUCCAAUCACUUGCAGCAAACCUCGGAGUUGUCACAGGGAAGCAUUUAGCAGAGCACUGUAGAAAGGAAUACCACAAGGUGCCAAAUUUCCUCCUAUGGGUUCUUGCCGAAGUUGCCAUUGUUGCAUGUGACAUUCCUGAAGUGAUUGGAACGGCAUUUGCUUUGAACAUGCUCUUCAAAAUACCUCUGUGGUGUGGUGUACUUAUCACAGGAUUCAGCACAUUGAUUCUGCUGCUGCUACAACAAUAUGGGGUGAGGAAGCUUGAGAUAUUCAUAGCAUUCUUAGUGUUCACUAUCGUGGUGUGCUUUUGUGUGGAGCUUGGAUACGCAAAACCAGAAUCAUCUGAAGUUGUUGAAGGGCUGUUUGUUCCUCAACUCAAGGGAACCGGGGCUACCAAGCUUGCCAUUUCCCUUCUUGGUGCUAUGGUUAUGCCGCACAACCUCUUUCUCCAUUCCGCUCUCGUUCUUUCAAGAAAAAUCCCAAGAUCUACAAAUGGAAUUAAUGAGGCAUGCACAUGUUACAGGAUCGAGAGUGGCAUAGCCUUAAUAGUGGCGUUUAUUAUUAACAUUUGUGUCAUCUCGGUAAGCGGCGCAGUUUGCAAUUCCCCGGAUUUGAGCAAGGAGUAUCGGGACAGCUGCUCUGACCUGGACCUCAACAAAGCCUCUUUUUUACUGAAAAAUGUUUUAGGCAAUUGGAGUUCAAAGAUUUUUGCGAUUGCAUUACUAGCAUCGGGACAGAGCUCUACAAUAACGGGGACUUAUGCUGGACAAUAUGUUAUGCAGGGGUUUCUUGAUUUAAGGUUGAAGCCUUGGAUUAGGAACAUGCUUACUCGGGGCUUAGCCAUUGUUCCAAGUCUAGUAGUUUCAAUCAUUGGUGGCUCAGCUGGGGCGGGUGACUUGAUCAUUAUUGCAUCGAUGAUCUUAUCGUUUGAGCUCCCGUUUGCCCUCAUUCCAUUGCUCAAGUUCACCAGCAGCAACACCAAGAUGGGCUCACAUGCCAACUCCAAAGUUAUUUCUGCAAUCACUUGGGUAGUCGGGACGUUGAUCAUGGGAAUCAACAUCUAUUACCUAGGGGAGAAAUUAGUUACCACCCUCAAGACGAGCCAUUUUAAGGUCGCGAGCAAGCUGUUGUGCGGAGUCUUGGGCUUCUCAGCAUUACUGGUCUACUUGAGUAGCAUUGCGUACCUAGUCAUUAGGAAGAACAAGGAACGGACCAACCUUCUCGCGCUUACAAACGAGGCAGGCUACCCAGGGAGGAUAUUCUAAGCAUGCAAUUGCCUGAGAGGUGGAGUGGAGGCCUAAAUACCUAGUAGUAUAAGUGGGAUGAAAGGCCGGGUAUGAAGUAUAGGGCAGCCACUUUGCUCGUUCAAGUCUUAUUUUCCUUUCAAUACUCGGCUUUCAUUUUAGCAACAGAUGAUGACUUCAUAUGUUGGGACUUGGCAUGGGAGGAGUCAUAGUUGAAUAACCGCGUUAGAGUUGAAUAACCCGCGUUGUACAUUAUUCCUCCCACAAUUGCAAUAUAAUACCCCACUUUUGAACGUUU
Messenger RNA from Cuscuta epithymum, 1965 nucleotides. The record is from the annotation of a GenBank genome assembly. NCBI's taxonomy places the organism in Eukaryota, Viridiplantae, Streptophyta, Magnoliopsida, Solanales, Convolvulaceae.